AAAAUAAUAAUAAUUCCUGUGAUGCUUUCUCGUCUCUAUCAAACACGUUCUUAUUUCACCACUAUGUUGAUAAAACCUGUCAAGUGUCUCAAAGACAAUUAUGCUUAUAUCUUACUCGACCAAAAGUCAAAGAAGGCUGCUGCUGUUGACCCUGUUGAACCCGAACAUAUCUUAAAGGCUUUAGAAGACUACCCAGACUACACAUUUUCCAUGAUCCUCACCACACACCACCAUUGGGACCAUGCUAGUGGUAAUAAGAAAUUGCUAGAAAAACCUUUUGCAAAAGAUGUUGUUUGCUAUGGUGGCUCAGAACAAGUGGAAGGUGUUCAGAAAAUCUUGAAAGAUAAUGAUACUGUCCAAUUGGGUGAUUUGACUAUCCGUGCCCUCACUACCACAGGCCAUACAAUGGAUCAUCUCUGCUAUUAUGUUGAACGUGGUAAUGAUCGCGCUGUAUUCACAGGUGAUUGUCUCUUUUCUUCUGGUUGCGGUCGUUUCUUUGAAGGAACUCCUAAAGAUAUGUGGACAGCUCUUUCUAAACUCAUGAAAUUGCCUGAUGAUACAAAAGUCUACUUUGGCCAUGAAUAUACAUCAUCUAACCUCAAGUUUGCUCAACACAUUGAGCCGGAUAACAAGCACAUUCAAGAAAAGAUUAAUUGGGCCAAGCAAGUUGGCUGUACUACACCCUCUACUAUUCAAAAUGAGAAAUUGACGAACCCCUUUAUGCGUGUACAAGAAUCUGAAGUCAUUCAUCGAGUGAUCAAGAACCCAACUUCAGACACUCAUCCUUAUGAUGUCUUGGGUGAAAUUCGUAAAAUGAAGGACAACUUUUAAAUAAAAUAAAAUGAUGU
Gilbertella persicaria is the source of this 848-nucleotide messenger RNA. Its product is annotated as hydroxyacylglutathione hydrolase. Gene Ontology annotation, molecular function: hydroxyacylglutathione hydrolase activity. Bases 22 to 831 code for a protein of 269 amino acids. The transcript is spliced from 4 exons. The record is from RefSeq and is a predicted model, not a curated record. Lineage: Eukaryota; Fungi; Mucoromycota; Mucoromycetes; Mucorales; Choanephoraceae.